Molecule: messenger RNA, 3144 nt
Organism: Porites evermanni
Lineage: Eukaryota; Metazoa; Cnidaria; Anthozoa; Scleractinia; Poritidae
Source: the annotation of a GenBank genome assembly
ACAGGUAGUUACGGCUCGGCUAAAAAUCAAAAGACUUUAAAGUUCCAUUUGCGUAACGCUCAUUCCUUGGACCAAAUGUUCUUUUUAACUGUCCAAAAAAAUCACUGACCGUGCAGCGAGGCGUUAACCAUGUUCGUCAACAGCGAUACAGAUAACGCGAUCUUCAUUAUAAACUGCACCUUUACAAGUGUUUUUUGCCUUCGUCGUGAAUACAAGGAUCUAAAGUCGAGUGUCCUGCUUGUCUUGGCCUUGAGUGACUGGUUGUCGGUCUUCAGUAGAACGCUCACCACUCUUACUCACGACAUAAACCUGUGGUCAGCUGCUGCCUGCGUGUGCGAACAACCUCAGGUUUUGCUUCAAACAGGUAAAAUGGGUUGUUUAUCAUUUACAUGCGCAAACUGCAAGUCACGGUUUAGAUAAAUGGUAAGCGAAAUUCAAGAGAGGUAAAUUUCUUCCCGGAAUCGCGUUCACCAUUGUUCAAAUCAGUUCCAUUUACGGAAAAACGGCCGCGAAAGCCUUAAGACAGAAUCCACCAGGAAAUUGAGUAAUUUUAAUUUUCAGUGGACAAAAACCUUGUACCAGAAUAAUUUAAAGCAUAUUGCAUUCUUUUUUACAUUUUUCAAACAAGGUUCUUUUUUUGUAUGAGCAUGCGCACUAAGACUUGAUAAAGAGCAAGCGACCAGUGACAGCGACCGUGGUAAAUAGUCAUAGGAACCAAAUUCCUCUCUUUGAAAGCUUGCUUAAGAUUCAAAUGGUAGCAGGAACUUAAAAAAGACCUUCUUUGUACAAAAUAAGUAAAGAUCUGGUGAUUUAAAGUGGAAACUGAUGCGCUGAACGAGGUGAAAGAGUAAGUUUCUCAAGGAUGGCUGAUACGAACAUGGCUGCUUGUUGUUGUUUGGCGCUCGACUCGUGUCUUGAUUCCCCUUCACGAACCGCAAAGUUUGGCAUAGAAUACAUUGUUGAUGGGUAGAUAUUGAAAAAAAUGUUCUUUAUUUAGUGUUUGUCUAUAAAUCGGAUGUCAAUUAGUUUCUCGAUGCCGUAGAGAAUUUCUGUCAAUAAUUUGUGGAUAGCUGAUUUAGCCAUAUUUCAGGAGUGGAUUAAUAACGAUCAGCGGGCGACUACCAGGCCGUUAUCAGUUACAAUAGAAAGGUGCUCCCUUAAGUAUUUUAGCAAUACAAAGUUUGUUUAUCGGAAAAUUGUAGAAGUUCUUGUUUUUGCGUACACUAACUAUGUAACGCAUUUCGCACAGAAGAUUUUUUAAACGUUGCACUGUUGAUUCCGAAUCAGAUUUCGAAAAUGAACUCAAAGUGAUUCAGUUUAUUUGUCGCUAAUGUGAUUUCUUCUAGUCUUUCAGAAGUCGAAACGCCGAAACACUUCUUCUGGUUUUAAGCCAUAUUCGAUUGUAAUCAAAAGUUAAAGGACAAUUUGGGAUUGCAAAAAACUCCGAACUAAAAACAAUACAAUAUAAGUAAGAAGUUAAAAUUACGCGACUGUGCAAAUCCACCUUUAAAAAGAUGAUUUGCCUGAGAGUUUAAACCAAACCAUUGGCCAUGCUAUGAUUCAGAAAGUCCACUUCCGGUUGACGUCCGUCGCUCAAAAACGCUGUUGCUUAAGUUCCCUUUUCUGAAAACGACUCUGAGUGUUGGUCCGGCCGGGAUUUGAACCCGUGACCUCCCGCUCAGCAGACCGGCUCUCUCCCAACUGAACUAACCAGUCUUGGUUAGAAGAACUUUUGUUUUUGUAAACUUUCGAAAAGUUUAGUAAGUUAAUAGCAAAUUCGAAACUUCUCAAACACUGAAAGUGAUAAUCUUAACUUUGAAGUUCUUUGCUUAACUCUAGCAAUGUUUUCUCUUUUGACCGCGUUGAACCUCCCAGCAGCAUGGUCCGAGUUGAUAACCCAGAAUCGACGCCAUUUGCGGGUGGAAUUCUUUAUAGUUAAAUUUCGUCGUUCCUGCUCCGAUAGGUUUUUCUCUGGGAUUUUUGGCCAACCUUUCUCCCAAAAACUAACAUUUCCAAACUCCAAUUCGAUUUGGAACUUUCGAACACGUGUUUGAACGACUCGGUAGAAGGGCUAUCGAGGUGUUUGGUGGGGAAAAGAAUUAUUUUCACACCGAUGUUUAAAACAUUUUUUGCCACUAACUGAUAAAAGAAAAAGGAGAAAUGGAAGAUAUUUUCCAUCUCUAAGAUUUUGUUAGGUCGACUUGAAGCGACAGGAAUGCUACAAAUGUACUCUACCACUUCCCCAAAACUAAACAAACAAUUUAAGGUAACAGUGAUCUCUUCUUCACAGGCAUUUUCAUUCUGAACCUCGCCAUAAUCCAAAUCAACACAGACCUAUCAAAAUUCAGCUCACCCAAGCGAAACUCCUACCUUCAUCUCGUCCUCUUCAACGCAGCAUCCUGUGUUCUCUCGAGGGCGAUAAUACAGGCCAUAGCAAUUACCCUGGACGAUUCUGGCAACAAUGAAGUAGCUGAAUACGUGCUGGGUGUCCUUUUUCUCUUGGGCAUUUACCGGACGGUGUUUCUGUCCUUGGACUGUCUGUAUCACGCAUACGCGAAUACUGAAAACAGAAAAACUUAUUCAUUAACUGACCACGCAAGACACGCAGAUAAGGUUGUAAUAAUCAACAUAUAAGGUUUGAGAGAAAUUGGGAUUGUUACACAGUAAACUGAAAAGAGCCAAUUUGACCCCAAAAAUGGGGUCGAAACGGGUGAGUCCAGAAUGGUACUGUUUUGGGGGCCAAUUCAGGCCCACUGAGAUGGGGCUGUUUUGGUACCAAAAUUUGGGGCUAAAUUGACCCUUGCAUCGGUGCCAAAUUAGACCAUGUAAAGGGUCAAUAUGGAAAACGCUAGGGCCACUUUGGAUUUUCCAGUAGCCAAAACAGCCCCCUCAAAUUUUGGCCCUCUUAAAAACUACCCCUCCAAAAGUAGCCGAUUCAGCCCCAUAUUGAGCCAUUAUGGUUUUUUUAAUUUGGGUGUGGGCCUACAGAUUUUUUUCCCUUGAUUAGGUAUUGACAAAUAAUGAAACCAAACUAAGGCUUAUUUCAAACAUUUAUUCAUUUCUGAAUAAGUUACUGUGAUCUGUGUACAUCAUAACAACGCGUAUUCCAACCUAUUUAUGUAACAUUAUCUUCGGUUAAUCUCA